AGGAUCAAGCUGCUAAAAUAGACCAGGCAGCGGAGGCAGGAGAACAAUUUGCCAAGCUUUAUUAUGAGACCUAUGAUAAAAAAAGACAUGAAUUAAUGGCCAAAAGCUAGAUUCCUGUUACCAAUUCAUCUGUAAUUAUAAAAAAAAAACACAGCGUGAUGGCAAUGAUGGUAGAAUCUCCGGAAAUCAUAAGGAAAUUUUACAUGGCAGCAGUUCACAGAGACCUGUCUAUAAUAGAAGAUUGUGUCCUAGUCCACGGUUUGGAUGUCAAUUACAUAUUCACUGAAUCUUACAUACCUUCACACCAUACUGCAGGUACAGCAUUACACAUAGUUGCUGAAAAGGGACACACUGAUAUAAUAGAGGGAAUGCUUAUGUUAGGAGCUAAUCUUUGUCUUGAAAAUAAGUCUGGUGAUUCUGCCAUGCAUAUUGCCUGUAAACAUGGAAACAGUCAAGCUGUUCUCAGCUUCUUAAAUAAUAAUCACUUUUCCAAAAAUCUCCAAAACAACCAUGGCAUUACUCCUCUUAUGCGAGCAAUUUUCCGAUUUGAGACUGCCUUCAAGGGCAACUACUUGAUGAUUGUUAAGUCAUUGAUUGAAUAUGGAUGUGAUGUAAAUCUUUCUCCUGAGCAUUCCAAAACAACUCCCCUCCACAUGGCUGCAGAAAAAUGGAAUCCUGUUUUAUGUGAGCUUCUGAUAAGUGCAGGAGCUCAUGUGAAUGCUAAAGACUCUAAAAAAUGUACACCACUUUUUACAGCUGUAUCUCGAAUGAGGAUAAAUUCAGAGGUUGUGAAAGUUCUUGUAAAAGCUGGUGCUGAUUCUAAUGAUGUCAAUGCAAAUGGAAGGAAUCCAUUACACAUCACAGUCUCCAAAAAUGAUGAUAUGAGUGUUGUUCAUCUGUUGAAAGGGGGAGCUAAUCCAAAUGUAGCUGACAAUGCAGGAUUAACUCCCCUUGUCAUUGCAGUCCAUGAAAAUAAUACCAAGAUUGUAUCACAUUUACUGUCGUAUGGGGCUGAUGUGAACUAUAUACCAAAUGAACAAAACAAUAUUUUGGAAAGUUCACUUGGGGAAAGGCAAAGCAUUUUAGGUAUUGCAGUGUCAAAUGAAAAUACACGUAUGUGUAAGCUCCUACUUCAAACUGGAAGUGAUAUUUUGAAGAACAGUCUGAGAGGGAGGAAUUUAUUAACCAUGGCUGUCCGGAAAGAAAACAUGGAGUUAGUCAAGCUGUUUCUUAGACUGAACUAUCCACCUCAGUCUCUGCCACUGAUGUUUCCUGUUAACCACCUAAGUUCCAAAUCUGCUGACAUUUUCCUAUUACUCCUAAAGUGGGCAGUUUAUCCUGACAUAUAUGACUUUGAAGAAUGCUUAUCCAAACUGGAUGACUCAAUUAUUCACAGUGAUAUUCACAAAAAGAAGGCAGAAGAGCUGUUCUAUAAUGCAUCUCCACUUCGAGAUAUUUGUUGCAAACAUUUAAGGAGACUGUUGGGGUUGGACAUUCAUAAGAAGCUACAGAUGUUACUUGAGGAGGGGCACAUUGCUCGAGCACAUGCUGAUUUAUUAUUACUGAUACAAGAACUGUAGAGUUGUUAUUUUGAUUAUAUAUUUUUAUUAGCUCACCUGA
This is a messenger RNA of Saccostrea echinata, 1620 nucleotides long. Its product is annotated as NTF2-related export protein 2-like. NCBI's taxonomy places the organism in Eukaryota, Metazoa, Mollusca, Bivalvia, Ostreida, Ostreidae. Gene Ontology annotation, molecular function: protein binding. The record is from RefSeq and is a predicted model, not a curated record. The transcript has 2 exons. Gene Ontology annotation, cellular component: nuclear pore central transport channel. Gene Ontology annotation, biological process: protein import into nucleus. The coding region runs from base 159 to 1580 and encodes 473 amino acids.